AUGGACGCAUCACGUCGACGGCUAGCCAAAGAACUCAGUCAGUUGGUCACCGAGCCUCCAGAAGGAAUGUCAAUUGAUUAUGAAGAGGCUUCGAAAGACCUACUGAAUUGGACCGUUACCGUAAAUGGAGCACCGAACACGCUGUACGAAGGCGAGAUCUUCAAAUUGCUUUUCAAAUUCGACAAUCAAUAUCCAUUUACCUCGCCUGAAGUAGGUUUUUGAAGAGUUUUAGUUUUUUAGGUAUUAAAGUAUGAAAAGAGAUUGAUUUUGAUACCAGAAGGUUAAAAAAUUAGGAUUUUACACUUUAUAAAAUUUAAAAGAAGAGCGCUUAACAAUCUUAAAAAAUCUAAAACUGCCAUUUCCAGGUGACCUUUGUUGGAUCCCACAUCCCAGUCCACCCGCACGUCUACUCCAACGGUCAUAUUUGCCUGUCGAUAUUGUUCGACGACUGGACGCCAGCCCUGAACGUUCAAGCAGUUUGUCUUUCCAUCUUAUCCAUGCUAUCAUCGUGCCAAAAGAAAGUGCCACCAAUGGACAAUACCGCCUAUGUCAACACCUGUCACAGUCGGCCCAGCAUGACUCGUUGGUGGUUCCAUGAUGACAAAGUCUAG
Molecule: messenger RNA, 611 nt
Organism: Bursaphelenchus okinawaensis
Lineage: Eukaryota; Metazoa; Nematoda; Chromadorea; Rhabditida; Aphelenchoididae
Source: the annotation of a GenBank genome assembly